AUGCAUUUGGCAACUCCCGUCACCCCUCCAGCUACCGAUGAGCUUGAUACACAACAGUUCCAGAAGCUGGCAACUGACCCAACCACCCCUCCAAAAGAUCAUUUCUUUCAACCAAAAACAACAUCAGAAUCCCCAUUUGCGAACUCAGAUCCCAGUCACCUCUCCAAAGCCCAGCAAAUUCUCGACAUUAUUCACAGAUACAAACCAGCCACCCGACCUGGCAGCUAUGACCCCACCGUCGAUGGGGUCAAGUUCCUCUCGCAAAUAUGCGCCACGCUCGCCGCCAACCAGCACAUAUCAAUGUGCCUACCCGCCUUUCCAUUCAAGUCACCCAACCGCCGGGCCAAAGUCUUGGGGACCCUGCCCGACAUGGCCGAGGCAUUUGCUCUCGCCAACCUGAACGGCAUGUGCGCCGCCAUCAAGGACGUUUACACACCCGGCGCCACACUCUGUAUCAUCUCGGACGGACUUGUGUACAACGACCUGCUAGGUGUGCCGGACCGCGAUGUCUGGAACUAUGGAGAGGCCCUACGCAACAUGUCGGCCGCCGCUGGCCUCCACCACAUCGAGUUCUCGCGGCUCCAGGAUUUGAUGCCACACAACGUCAACCUGCCCGCCCAUGUCGACGAGAAAGCGUACGUCGACAACGCAGCCGCCAUCCGCUCGGCGUUUCUCGAUGCAUACAAUGAUGACUUGUACGACGCGAACCUCGGAAUAUCCCAGAGCGAUGAUACUUGCAUGACGUACAGAGGCUACAUUCGCUUCCUGCAGACCGACCUCGAACAUGUCCUGCCGUUGUCCGACACUCGUUCCAAAUCACAAUACAAGAAGGAGAUCGAGCAGACGGCCAAGAAGAUGUUACAUCGAGGCGACGCCUUUGCCCGCGCAAUCAAGACAAAGUUUGGCGGAGAUUGCAUCCGGCUCAGCAUCCACCCCAGCACGGGCAGCACCAAGAUCCCCGUCAGCCCGCUGCCGACUGACGGCAUCUACACGACGCCAUGGCACUGCACCAUUGCUUUUAGACUAGAUGGCACAGUCUCAACGGCACCGAGAAGCACGUUUGAAGGCGACGCGACACUGGAGUUGGUACAAGACGCGCAAGGGGUGCCGAGUUACUUUCGCGAGAAGACAGACCUGCUGUCCUGGGGUGGCAACAAGGGCGGCAUCGUCGCAGAGCCCAUCUACCCGUCUGGUUGGCUGAUUCGCCCGGCCACACCUGGAGCCAUGGAAAUGUCCGAUAUCGACACGGCCAAGGUGCGGGCGCUGAGCGAGCUAAACUCACCCGUCGUUCUGCGCGGGUUCAGCGGGACCCAGUCGCGUGAUGCCCUCAUUGCCAAGGCCCAUGAGUUCGGCAAUCCUCUGCCGUGGAAGUUUGGAUUGGUGCUGGAAGUCAAAGACCGGGGCGCGGACGCGCGGGGCCUCAACAACGUGCUGUCGGCCGAGAGGAUGCCAUUUCACUUUGACGGACUGUUCAAAACGGAGAAGCAAUACAGCCAGGAGACAGGAGAGGAAGAGCUUGUGCCUGUUCCGCCCCAUUUUCAACUCUUUGCAGCCGUGACGCCGUCGCCGCCCGACACUGGCUACACCGUCUUCUCAACAUCUCGGCUGAUAUUUCGCCAUCUAGCAGACAAGGGCCUGUCAGUUGAGCAGAUGAGCGGCAUGCGAUGGUCAGCCAGGACAUCAGCGUUUGACGCCUCAGUGAUUAGAAAUCUGCAACUUGUCGUCGACCAUCCGAGCAGUGGCAGGCCCUGCCUACGAUACCACGAACCAUGGCCGAGCAGCAGGACUGUUUUCGACCAGACGAUCAUAGAGCUUCAAGGAGGAGACAUUUCGACGGGGAGCAGUAGUGAGAUAUGUGCCAAGAUCGAUAGCGUCUUGCACGAUCGACGGGUUGCCUACUAUCACUCGUGGGAAGAGGGUGAUCUACUUGUCAGCGACAACAUUUUGAACAUGCACACAAGGAGCGAGUUUGUUGCGGGCUGUGACAGAGAACUUUGGAGAAUUCAUUUUGAUUAA
Pyricularia oryzae 70-15 is the source of this 2016-nucleotide messenger RNA. RefSeq names its product pyoverdine/dityrosine biosynthesis family protein. The record is from RefSeq and is a predicted model, not a curated record. Gene Ontology annotation, molecular function: oxidoreductase activity. Lineage: Eukaryota; Fungi; Ascomycota; Sordariomycetes; Magnaporthales; Pyriculariaceae. The coding region runs from base 1 to 2016 and encodes 671 amino acids. The transcript has a single exon.